AUGCAAACUCUCCAAAAGAACAAAAGACCUGUGAGGAUGCAGAAUUUCCGCAUAUCAGCCAACCAAGGCAAAGAAGAUUUCAUCAUUCUGAAACAUACAAAGAUUACCCCAUUACCUGUUGGUGACCUUGAUUUUCCUUACAACGAUCAUUUGGGAAUGACUGGUUUGGCAACAAACAUUCCCUCCCUACAACAUGUUGCUUCAGAACAGCUUCUCUCAGUGAAAGGCGAAGUUGCCAAGAUGUCUGGUGUGAAAGUUAUCAACACACAGCGCCAAGGCCCACUGUCAAAACAGGAGAUUCUUAUACGAGACACAACCAGCUCCAUGAAGAUUGUUCUUUGGCAGGACUAUGCUAACAACACAGCAUUAGAAAUCUGUAAAACGUACACUUUCACCAACCUUCGUCUCAAGGCAACAAAAUAUGAAAGAUAUCUCAACACUUCAAAAUCAGAAAAAUUGUUAUACUGUUCUAUAAACUAA
Paramuricea clavata is the source of this 480-nucleotide messenger RNA. Lineage: Eukaryota; Metazoa; Cnidaria; Anthozoa; Malacalcyonacea; Plexauridae. The record is from the annotation of a GenBank genome assembly.